Brassica oleracea var. oleracea is the source of this 480-nucleotide messenger RNA. RefSeq names its product putative B3 domain-containing protein At4g03170. The coding region runs from base 1 to 480 and encodes 159 amino acids. The record is from RefSeq and is a predicted model, not a curated record. Gene Ontology annotation, molecular function: DNA binding. Lineage: Eukaryota; Viridiplantae; Streptophyta; Magnoliopsida; Brassicales; Brassicaceae. The transcript has a single exon.
AUGAUGAUUAUUAAGGCAUGGAACCUAGCUAAGCCCGACCCGGUGGAGAAUAUACCCAGUCGUGUUGCUAAAUUGGUUGAUCAAUUCAGUCAACCGAUAAAGAAGCAGCUUACGGUGAGUGACGUGAAGGAGGAUCAACGUAGGCUCAUGUUGGGGAAGGAUGAAGUGAAAAAAAAGAUGCAUCCUCUUUUAACAGGUUCUGAGAUUAAGCGAUUGACAGAAGGGCUUGAUGUUACGGUGUAUGGACCAGGGAAGGUGUCUAGGACAAUGAGGUUCAAGAUGUGGAGCAGCACGCCUGUGUUGACUUCGGGAUGGAAAGGGUUCGUGGAUGCAUGUGAUCUCAAGGAGCAUUGUGAUUUUAUACAUAUUUGGAUGUUUAGGCGCAGAGAGACUCGUGAGCUUUGCUUCGUUAUUGACAAGACUAAGUAUUCUACAAUAACGAAACCGCUGGCUAAGGAGAUCUCGGACCAAAUUAAUUAG